Molecule: messenger RNA, 2286 nt
Organism: Durusdinium trenchii
Lineage: Eukaryota; Dinophyceae; Suessiales; Symbiodiniaceae
Source: the annotation of a GenBank genome assembly
AUGAGACCUGUUUGGCUGCCCGCUUUGGCCGGUCUUUUUGCGGCCGGAGAGCAGUGCUGGCCGGAGAGCGAUGGAAAUCCUUUGCUCCAAGUCUCUCACAGAAGCCUCAACACAAGUUUUGCAAAGCAAUCCCCACGGCAAGUGGGUGACGAAUGCACCGUCGACUCUGAUUGUGCCAGUGGGGUCUGUGCGAUGACCUGGUUUGGCUUUGCGGGCUUUUCAUCAUCUCAGGGAUAUGCGCUGAGGGCUUGUCAAGCAAAGUUGCAAGACUACAGGAUUCAGCUGAAGCAAAAAGCGGCAGGAAGUCCAAAGAUGACGAAGAAGCUGCGACCGAUCCUCAAUCGAGCGAAAAAAGCAUGGGAAGCAGUGAUCCGAGGCUUAUCGCUUCUACCUGGCGAGUCAGAUGGGAGCCAAAUAAUGGUCCUUGAGUAUGCCUUUCUGAGCAGCAGACAAUUUGGAAGGAUGUAUUGCGGAUGCAACAAUGCCUGUUGCAAGGAUGCGUUUGGCUCCUCUGGUCCUCUGAAAUUCAAGCUGGCAGAUCCGACACAAGGAUUGCGAGGCGUAGUGGUCAGAGCAGAGGUUGUGUUCAACAUCAUCAAGCUUCAGCAGUACUUGAACACCCAAUUUCUUGAUGUGCUUUUCCUGCGCGAGAUGGGCGUAGCACUCGGUAUUGGUUCCAUGUGGCAAUUCAAAGGCAUUGCAUAUGAGGAAGAUCCCGACACGAGGAACACCCUCUCAAAGCUCUAUGCCAGCUCCGGGCCGGCGACCGGUGGCUUGUUCCUUCCAACUGAGGGCAUUAGUAGCCAUGGUGUUUACCAACUGACGAACGACUGGCGAAGGUUUCCCUUGCCGAAGCCCGUGUCAGGGCCACCGAACUUCGACAUCGGGUAUGACAAGGAUGUGAUGAGGGUCACAUUGCUCCGCAACAGCUGGAUUGGGCCCCAAAGUGUGGGAUUCUUGUACGACUUGGGCUUCACCGUUGACUACAGCGCGGCCGGGAAGUUUUCGUCCUUUGCCCCAACUGGAUCAUUGUGCAGAGGUUGCAACGCGAGGCCCAGGCUGUACAGGCCUGAGACGCGCGUCCAGGACCGGGAUGGGACGAUCCGAGUGAUCCCUGGACGUGGCUUCUCGACGCUAGGUCUAGAUGCCGAGCUCAAAGAGGACGCUGUUGGAGCUAUCAAUCCUGCAGAGACACCCUGUAAUAGCAAUCGAGACUGUGUGAGUGGCAUUUGCGUGACCACGAUACUGGGCUUCCUGCAGUCGAACGGUUAUGACCUGGAGAGCCAAAGCGUGGAUGGUUUCUCUCCAAAGGUCUGCAAACCCAAGUUCUACGACUUCAACAUUGCACUCUCUACUGAAACGGAUGCCUUUCCCCAGUACAAUUUCAUCAUAGAGGAGGCGAGACAGAAGUGGCAGAGCAUCAUUCGUGGCAUUGCCAGGCCGCUGAGAGGCAACCGUGUACCUGGAGAUCUGGAAAUCAAGUUUGAUUUCUUCAACGAGAACAGCAACACUUUAGGAUCUGCGGGGCCACAGGAGGUUGAUUUCUAUGACUCCAUCGAUGGCAGUUACUUUUUGACCCGUCGCGGUGGCAUGAAGUUCAAUGCCCGCUUUUUGGAGAAUAAUUUGAUUGACUUGGACACGUUCAAAGCAGUGGUUUUGCAUGAGAUGGGGCACAUCUUGCUGAUUGGUUUGUGGGACCUUUUGACCACUUUUGCUGAAUGCCAAGUGGAAUCGAAGUUUACAGACGCUUACUUGGAUGGUGCUGGAAAUGCGGCCAUGGGGCACUACCUCCUCUCGAAGCAAUGGACAAAGGCGAUCAAAACACCCUUGCGGCUUUAUCGGACUCCUAGUCUUACAGCUCCUGGUAGCGAUUGCGGCCAUUGGGAUGAGAGGCUUUUGGACAAUGAGCUCAUGACGCCCUUUGUGAGCAGUGCUGCCUCAUUGCCACUGAGCAUCAUCACAGCUGGAGGCCUGGAAGACCUUGGUUACACGAUCGACUACAGGAAGUGUGACAUUUGGCCAGAUGCGAACACGGAUUCGUCCUUGUACACCUUCUACCCCAAACGCCUGGAAAACCGCAAGAGCAGCUUUGCUGAAGCGAAGAAUGUGGCGAGAGAUUGGUUCAUGAAGCCGCUGGACGUGAAGAUCAUCUACAAUGAGAAGGUGAUCACCACGAUCCCCGGUGAUCGAGACCUCAAAGGAAUCUUGAAAGCCAAGAAGGAGCUUCAAGAGUUCUUGCAGAAGCUUCACCCAAGGAACAGCACGAGGAAUGCCCACGCAGCGUGA